Molecule: messenger RNA, 1228 nt
Organism: Ictalurus punctatus (channel catfish)
Lineage: Eukaryota; Metazoa; Chordata; Actinopteri; Siluriformes; Ictaluridae
Gene: atp6v1e1b
Product: ATPase H+ transporting V1 subunit E1b
Biological process (GO): proton transmembrane transport
Cellular component (GO): proton-transporting two-sector ATPase complex, catalytic domain
Molecular function (GO): proton-transporting ATPase activity, rotational mechanism
Source: RefSeq, marked provisional
GAAUUUGGAGGAGUUUUAAAAACAUACACAGACAGCAGUCAUGGCGCUCAGCGACGCGGACGUCCAGAAGCAGAUCAAGCACAUGAUGGCUUUCAUCGAGCAGGAGGCCAAUGAAAAAGCAGAGGAAAUCGAUGCCAAGGCAGAAGAAGAGUUUAACAUCGAGAAGGGUCGCUUGGUGCAAACUCAGAGGCUGAAGAUCAUGGAGUACUAUGAAAAGAAGGAAAAACAAAUUGAGCAGCAGAAGAAAAUUCAGAUGUCAAACUUGAUGAACCAGGCCAGAUUGAAGGUGCUGAAGGCUCGUGAUAACAUGAUCUCGGACAUGCUAAGCGAUGCACGUCAGCGCCUGGCUAAUGUAGCCAGAGAUCCAACCCGGUACUCAGCCCUGAUGGACGGACUGGUGCUACAGGGUUUUUAUCAGCUACUUGAACCCAAAGUGAUGAUCCGUUGCCGCAAGCAGGACUUGCCCUUGGUGCAGGCUGCCGUGCAGAAAAACAUCCCCAUCUACAAAGCAGCCGUGAAGAACAAUCUUGAAGUGCGGAUCGACCAAGACAACUUCCUCUCUCCAGACACCUCGGGUGGAAUUGAGAUCUAUAAUUCAGAUGGCAAGAUUAAGGUGUCGAACACUCUGGAGAGCAGGCUGGACCUUUUGGCACAGCAGAUGAUGCCUGAAAUCCGAGUUGCCCUGUUUGGUGCGAAUCAGAACCGCAAAUUCAUGGAUUAAUCAUCUCUGCGUGUGAUCCCAGGAGCAUUCAGGACCAUAACAGAAUGAGGGGAAAAAACACCCAGUAUUUGUUUGUCUCCUCUUUUUUUUUUUUUUUUAAACUUUGAUGUAAAAGACUGAAUUCAUGUGUCAAGUAGUAUUUAACUUAUGAAUUGUAUGUAUAUGUAUGUGGUGUGUAUUGUGAUUCGUUGUUGCUGUUUGAUUGGCUUUUCGAUGGUACGCUUCUUAUGUUUACAAGUGAGUCUGGAUGGUUACACUCACGACUUGAAUUCAAGACUUACUGAUAAGUAGUAGAUAUUUAUGACAUUCCACCAUAUUUUGGUUUACAUUUCAGUACACAUUACAGGAUUUCCUUUUUAAAGAGGGUUUUCUUGUUUGUUUGUUUUAACCCCUGUUGUCCCCUUUUGUGUAGAUCAUGUGCUGUAUAACUGAAGAAAACAUUUUUGUUGAAAUGCUGAGAUCACAUGAAUGUGGAAAUAAUAUAAAGAAAUAAAGAAUAUUCCACGA